AUGUGGAUGAUUGUCUUUUUUCUCGCCCUCUGCAGCGCCCAGGUCACUAGGGUCUACGCAAAGGCCAUCGCUGACGGCUACACACAGAUCGGGCAUCCAUUCCGAUUCGAUAAACAAGUUGCCUUCGCACCUUCCGCAGAAGAGUUGACCUCAGAAGUAUGGUGGCCAGCUACUGGAAGACCACCUCUACGAAAAAACCAGCGCCCGCACUUGGACCAAACAUUCGACGUCGCCAUGCAUACAGAUAUAUCUUUUCCUAAUCCUUUUGAGCAGCCUGAAAAAUGCGUUGCAUUUUCUAGUCUAUCACAUUCGUGGAUUUGUGAUCCGGACCAGCUGCUUUCUCCACAGGAACAAGCGUUUGUUGAGGCUCGCCUGCUCAAACUACGCGAUACUGCUCAGAGCAACUGUAAUGACUCACAGAAGUACUACCAGGUUGCAGUCGCCGUAGCAUCCGAUAUUGUUGUAAACGAGAACGAGACACCACAAGAGGCGACGGACCGUUUUGCCGAAUCGUUGCUCAGACGCUGGGGUGUGGGCAACAAGGGGUGCCAUGAUGGAAUUGUUUUGGCCUUUGUGAAGAACCUCAAAACCGUCAGCCUGGCCACCAGAGAAAAUGUCGAUGCACGCGUUGCAAGUCCCACAUUCAAGGCACAUGUCCAGCGUUCAAUGAAUCACGUAUUCCUUGCGACCGACUCCCCUGCCGCAGCGGUGGCAGCCGGAGUGGAUCUAGUAAACCAGUAUCUCCCUCGUGCAGCCACUGGUUUGAGUUGGACUGCUACGAUCCUUUUGACGCUAGCAGGGGUCUACCUUGCUUCUGUUGUCGGAGUCUACUACUCUCUGAACAAUUUGAUGACAAAGAGUUACACUGUCGAGGAAUAG
This is a messenger RNA of Cyclospora cayetanensis, 879 nucleotides long. RefSeq lists its product as uncharacterized. The record is from RefSeq and is a predicted model, not a curated record. The coding region runs from base 1 to 879 and encodes 292 amino acids. The transcript has 7 exons. Gene Ontology annotation, cellular component: acetylcholine-gated channel complex. NCBI's taxonomy places the organism in Eukaryota, Apicomplexa, Conoidasida, Eucoccidiorida, Eimeriidae.